Aureobasidium musti is the source of this 645-nucleotide messenger RNA. Lineage: Eukaryota; Fungi; Ascomycota; Dothideomycetes; Dothideales; Saccotheciaceae. The record is from the annotation of a GenBank genome assembly.
AAACCCGUCAAGAUGGCUCUCAACCCCCAAGUGACCAACCUGGUCAUCAUCCUGUACGCACGCGACACCUGUGGAGAUGGGCCGGACGCGAAAACUGACCAGGCGGCAGGUNUCAUGAUGCAGGUUUCCAAGAAGGUGCCUUUCGAGGAGCCCAACGUCCUGAUGGGAGUUCGCGCACUCUACAUUGUGUCCAACCUGAUCAUUGCCGGCAUCUACCUCUACGUGCAGGCGCAGAUCAACAAGAAGAAGGAUCUCACUGUCAUCAAGUACGUUGAGCCUGCACCUAUGGGAUCGACCGAGGAGCCCAAGCCCGUUACCACUACCGUGCACGCAUACGACACUCAGCAGCUCCGCGGCUUGUUCAAGAGCCAGCUUAUGGGAGUUGGCAUGAUGGCCGUCAUGCACCUCUACUUCAAGUACACCAACCCUCUCCUCAUCCAGUCCAUCAUUCCCCUCAAGGGCGCCUUCGAGGGCAACCUUGUCAAGGUCCACCUGUUCGGACAGCCUGCAGUUGGCGAGCUCAAGAGACCCUGGAAGGCUUCUGGUGGUUUGAUGGGCAUGCAAGGUGCCGGUGACAUCAAGACCGACAAGAAGAGCAUCGAGGCUGCUGAGAAGGCUGGCCGCGGUGGUGCCAAGGAGGAGUAG